Suncus etruscus (white-toothed pygmy shrew) is the source of this 2582-nucleotide messenger RNA. RefSeq names its product lysine acetyltransferase 2A (gene KAT2A). Lineage: Eukaryota; Metazoa; Chordata; Mammalia; Eulipotyphla; Soricidae. The record is from RefSeq and is a predicted model, not a curated record. Bases 33 to 2543 code for a protein of 836 amino acids. Gene Ontology annotation, biological process: chromatin remodeling; positive regulation of transcription by RNA polymerase II. Gene Ontology annotation, molecular function: histone H3 acetyltransferase activity; protein binding. Gene Ontology annotation, cellular component: nucleus; histone acetyltransferase complex. The transcript has 18 exons.
CCGAGCAGCUGCGCUCCGCUGCGGGGGAGGCCAUGGCGGAACCUUCCCAGGCCUCGACCCCGGCCCCAGCCUCGCAGUCGCGGCCCCUCCAGUCCCCGGCCCCGGCCCCAACGCCUACUCCUGCCCCCAGCCCGGCUUCCGCCCAGACUCCGGCUCCCACUCCGGCCCCAGCCCCUGCUGCAAACCCAGCUGGGAGCACAGGCACUGGGGGGCCCGGGGUAGGAAGUGGGGGCUCCGGCAGCGGGGGGGACCCCGCUCGACCUGGCCUGAGCCAGCAGCAGCGUGCCAGCCAGAGGAAGGCGCAAGUCCGGGGGCUGCCGCGCGCCAAGAAGCUGGAGAAGCUCGGGGUCUUCUCGGCUUGCAAGGCCAAUGAAACCUGCAAGUGUAAUGGCUGGAAGAACCCUAAGCCCCCCACGGCCCCCCGCAUGGAUCUGCAGCAGCCAGCUGCCAACCUGAGCGAGCUGUGCCGCAGCUGUGAGCACCCUCUGGCGGACCAUGUAUCCCACUUGGAGAAUGUGUCAGAGGAUGAGAUUAAUAGGCUGCUGGGGAUGGUGGUGGACGUGGAGAACCUGUUCAUGUCUGUGCACAAGGAGGAGGAUACGGACACCAAGCAGGUCUAUUUCUACCUCUUCAAGCUCCUGCGGAAGUGCAUCCUGCAGAUGACCCGACCUGUGGUAGAGGGCUCCCUGGGCAGCCCUCCAUUUGAGAAACCAAACAUUGAGCAGGGUGUGCUGAACUUUGUGCAGUACAAAUUUAGUCACCUGGCCCCCCGGGAGCGGCAGACCAUGUUUGAGCUCUCCAAGAUGUUUCUACUCUGCCUUAAUUACUGGAAGCUGGAGACGCCAGCCCAGUUCCGGCAGCGGUCCCAGGCUGAGGACGUGGCCACCUAUAAGGUCAACUAUACCAGGUGGCUCUGCUACUGCCAUGUGCCCCAGAGCUGUGACAGCCUGCCUCGGUAUGAGACCACGCAUGUGUUUGGCCGUGGCCUCCUCCGCUCCAUCUUCACCGUUACACGCCGGCAGCUAUUGGAGAAGUUCCGGGUGGAGAAGGACAAGCUGGUGCCUGAGAAGAGAACCCUCAUCCUCACUCACUUCCCCAAGUUCCUGUCUAUGCUGGAGGAAGAGAUCUAUGGGGCCAACUCACCUAUCUGGGAGUCAGGCUUCACCAUGCCACCGUCUGAGGGGACCCAGCUGGUGCCCCGGCCAGCGACAGUCAGUGCCGCAGUGGUUCCUAGCACCCCCAUCUUCAGCCCUACCAUGGGUGGAGGCAGCAGCAGCACCCUGAGCCUGGAUUCUGGAGGGGCCGAGCCCAUGCCAGCAGGUGAGAAGAGGAAACUGCCAGAGAAUCUGACCCUGGAGGACGCCAAGCGACUCCGUGUGAUGGGCGACAUCCCCAUGGAGCUGGUCAAUGAGGUCAUGCUUACCAUCACCGACCCUGCAGCCAUGCUGGGGCCAGAGACCAGUCUGCUGUCAGCCAAUGCCGCUCGGGAUGAGACGGCCCGCCUGGAGGAGCGCCGGGGCAUCAUCGAGUUCCACGUCAUCGGCAAUUCACUCACACCUAAGGCCAACCGGCGGGUGCUGCUCUGGCUCGUAGGGCUGCAGAAUGUCUUCUCCCACCAGCUGCCACGCAUGCCCAAGGAGUACAUCGCUCGCCUCGUCUUCGACCCGAAGCAUAAGACUCUGGCCUUGAUCAAGGAUGGGCGUGUCAUUGGUGGGAUCUGCUUCCGGAUGUUUCCCACUCAGGGUUUCACUGAGAUCGUCUUCUGUGCUGUCACCUCUAAUGAGCAAGUCAAGGGCUAUGGGACCCACCUGAUGAACCACCUGAAGGAAUAUCACAUCAAGCAUAACAUCCUCUACUUUCUCACAUACGCUGACGAGUAUGCCAUUGGCUACUUCAAAAAGCAGGGCUUCUCCAAGGACAUCAAGGUGCCCAAGAGUCGCUACUUGGGCUACAUCAAAGACUACGAGGGUGCCACGUUGAUGGAGUGUGAGCUGAAUCCUCGGAUUCCCUACACAGAGCUGUCACACAUCAUUAAGAAACAGAAGGAGAUCAUCAAGAAGCUCAUUGAGCGCAAACAGGCCCAGAUUCGGAAGGUCUACCCCGGGCUCAGCUGCUUCAAGGAGGGUGUGAGGCAGAUCCCCGUGGAGAGUGUCCCCGGCAUCCGAGAAACAGGCUGGAAACCAGUGGGGAAGGAGAAGGGGAAGGAGCUGAAGGACCCUGACCAGCUCUACACAACCCUCAAAAACCUGCUGGCCCAGAUCAAGUCCCACCCUAGUGCCUGGCCCUUCAUGGAGCCCGUGAAGAAGUCCGAGGCGCCCGACUACUACGAGGUCAUCCGCUUCCCCAUAGACCUCAAGACCAUGACCGAGCGGCUGCGUGGCCGCUACUACGUGACCCGGAAGCUGUUCGUGGCCGACCUGCAGCGGGUCAUCGCCAACUGCCGCGAGUACAACCCGCCCGACAGCGAGUACUGCCGCUGCGCCAGUGCGCUGGAGAAGUUCUUCUACUUCAAGCUCAAGGAGGGCGGCCUCAUCGACAAGUAGCAGCUGGAGGAGGAGGAGCAGCAGCAACCCAGGAGGGAG